Molecule: messenger RNA, 1341 nt
Organism: Myotis lucifugus (little brown bat)
Lineage: Eukaryota; Metazoa; Chordata; Mammalia; Chiroptera; Vespertilionidae
Product: membrane cofactor protein
Exons: 10
Coding region: 1-1341 (446 amino acids)
Biological process (GO): negative regulation of complement activation, classical pathway
Source: RefSeq, a predicted model, not a curated record
AUGACGGCAUCUUACCAGCCGCGCAGGGCAUCCUCCCGCCGCCUGGAGAGGCCCUUUUCUUGGGGCUUCCUUGGGAUCCUAGUGGUGGCCCUAGAGCUCCUGCUACCCACAUGCUCAGAUGCCUGUGAUGACCUACUAACAUUCCAAUCUAUGAAACCCAAGGGUUAUCCGGAACCCCCUUAUCAUCCAGGGGACACAGUGGAAUAUGAAUGUCGCCCAGGAUACAAGCAUCGUUUUCCUGUUCUUUCCAUCUCUGCUGUUUGUCAGCCUGACGACACAUGGGCACCUCUCCAGGAGGCUUGUACAAAAAAGUCAUGUCCACAGCUAGAAGAACUACUAAAUGGACAAAUAAAGUACAAAAAUGGAAAUCUGGAGUUUGGUACAGAAGCUCAGUAUGGUUGUAAUGAGGGCUACUAUUUACGUGGAACAAAAAUUCUAAAAUGUGAACUCUCUGGAAAUGAUGUGGAAUGGAGUGAUGCUCCACCACAUUGUGAAGAUGCCUGUGAUGACCCACCAAGAUACCAAUCUAUGAAAAUCAAGGGUAAUCCUAAACCCUCUUAUAAUGCUGGGGACACAAUAGAAUAUGAGUGUCGCCUAGGAUACAAGCGUAUUGUUCCUGUUCUUCCCAUGUCUACUGUUUGUCAGUCCAAUAACUCAUGGGUACCUCCUCUCCAGGAGGCUUGUACAAAAAAGGUAUGUCCACAGCUAGGAGACCUCGUAAAUGGCGACGUAGUCUACGCUAACGGAAGUAUGGAGUUUGGCUCACAAGCUCACUUUAAAUGUAAUGCUGGUUAUUACUUAAUUGGACAAAAAACUCUAUAUUGUGAACUCACUGGAAAUAAUGUGGAAUGGAGUGAUAAUCUACCAAGUUGUGAAAAGGUUUUGUGUAAACCACCUCCAAAAAUACCAAAUGGAGAAUUCACCAAUAACCACAAGGCUACAUUUGAAUAUAAUGAACUAGUAACUUACAGUUGUAAGCCUUCCGGUGGACCAGAUGAAUAUUCACUUGUUGGAGAGAGCAAGCUUAUUUGUAUUGGGCACGACAAAUGGAGUAGUAACCCUCCUGAGUGUAAAGUGGUCAAAUGUACCUAUCCAAAUGUCCCGAAUGGAAGAGUGGUGUCCGGAUUUGGAAAAAAAUAUCUGUACAAAGCAGAGGUUAAAUUCGAAUGCCUUGCAGGAUUUUACCUCGAUGGCAGCAGCACUAUUGUCUGUGGAGCCGACAGUACUUGGAAGCCUAAGAUCCCAACAUGUAUUAAAGUAUAUACCACUUCCGAUGAUGAUACACCAAUUAAAGGCAGUGAUUUAGGUAUUGUUUUGGUUAUUAAUAAUCCUCCAUUAUGA